AUGUCGCACGACAGGUCGAGGUCUCCAUCGACCCCUUCUGAGGGCGAGAUCAUCGAAUCAGGUUCGGAGAUGAAGGCAACUACGUCACAACCUCCUCUUAAUGGCACCAGCGUUGUUGACCGUCCAACCAGAGCUAGUACUUCCUCUGCGCCCAGAUCCCCCGCGUCGCUGAGGAGCAGUCGCUCGCCACGCCGCCGGCGGUCGAAGACGAGAUCUCGCUCGAGAUCCCGCUCCCCCUACCGGGACUCCAGAGGUUACAAGCGCAGACGCGAGGAUGACUAUGAUCAUCACUACGACGGUCGACCCUCGCGCCAUGAGCCUCCACCGCCGCCGCGCCGCAGACACGAUGACAGACCCUAUGACCGAGGGACCCGGCGGCCGAAAUCUUACUACGACUACGAUCGCGAGGAGAAUCACGGUGGCGGAUUGCGGUAUUCCGAUGACUACGAUCGACGCAGAGACAAGCGGCAGCGCACUCGCAGCAGAUCGCCGUACCGUGAAACGAGGAAGCCGAAGCAGUACACGGGUGAUGAACUAGUUGUGGGUGCAGCGCCUCUAGCAGGAGAACAGUUAGUGAACGAGGGACGAACGCCAGCGGUCACCGCUCGGAAUUCAAAGCUUGGUGCUGAAACUCGGGAGAAUCAGGUUGGCAAAGCCUCUUCGCUCCACGCCCGCGUGACCGAUGAAACGGACACCUCGGUCGCAGGAGAAAGCGCUGAAGAGCCGGAGCUCUCCGAACCAGUUGAUGAGGCUGCUGCAUUGGAAGCCCGUCGCAAACGCCGAGAGGCCAUUCGGGCCAAGUAUCGAGGGCAAGCGAACCCGUUACAACUGAAAGCCCUGCACAUCGGCGACGGCGAGACGGAUUCGUCCACGCCCGGCACCGAAGUUCUUAGUGCACAGAGCCCGUUGGAUUCUCCCCAUCGUUCCCCAUCUCAAACUCCUGCGGAGUCCUUUUCUGAUUUCAAGAUUGGAAAAGAUACCGACCUGGUUAACUCCAACGCUCCUGUGAACGGCGUUGAUAAAGACGAACCUUCUGCAGCUGAUUACGACCCGACUCUUGAUAUGAAGGAAGAGAGGGAGAAACUUGAUGGUAGCAGGGAAGGGGACCUCUCAUCCGCAGCGUACGAUGAAACCCAAACCGUGAAGCAGGAUCUCCUCCUCCCAGAUGCACCGGCGGAGCAAUCGGCACCACCACCCCCGCCAAAAGCAAAGGACCCGUAUGAUAUGUUCGCCGAAGACGACGACGACAUGUUUGCGGAGGACACACAUGACGAGCAACCCGCGCAUGCGUCAGCGAUGUCUGCGGUACCCCAGCCCAAAGAGUUGGAUAUCAGCAUGAUGGACAACUGGGAUGACCACGAAGGGUACUAUAAAGUGCGACUUGGAGAGCUGAUCAACGGCCGAUACCACGUCCAGCAGAACCUCGGCAAGGGAAUGUUCUCGUCAGUUGUGCGCGCAACCGACUCGAAGACGGGGGCUUUGGUGGCUGUCAAGAUCAUCCGGCAGAACGAUACAAUGCGCAAGGCCGGUAUGAAAGAGAUUGGAAUCUUGGAGCAACUCCACGAGGCCGAUCCCGACGACAAGAAACAUCUCAUCAAGUUCGAGCGGUAUUUCGACCACAAGGGUCAUUUGUGCAUGGUGUUUGAGAACCUGAGCAUGAAUCUGCGCGAGGUUCUGAAGAAGUUUGGACGAGACGUCGGCCUGAAUCUGCGUGCGAUACGAGCCUAUGCUCAGCAGAUCUUUCUUGGCCUGAGCCUUAUGCGCAAGUGCAAUAUUCUGCACGCUGAUUUGAAACCAGACAACCUUCUCGUGAACGAGCAGCGCAACGUGCUGAAGGUCUGCGAUCUGGGGUCUGCAUCCCCAGCCUCGGAGAACGAAAUCACGCCAUACCUCGUCAGUCGAUUCUACCGGGCCCCGGAGAUCAUCCUGGGCAUUCCAUACGACUACGCGAUCGACGUCUGGUCCAUCGGAUGCACGCUCUUCGAGCUGUACACGGGCAAGAUCCUCUUUACUGGCCGAAACAACAACCAGAUGCUCCGCUCGAUCAUGGAAUGCCGGGGCAAGUACCCGCCGAAGCUCCUCCGGCGCGGCUCUCUGGCGCACCUCCACUUCGACGACAUGCUCAAUUUCCACAGCACCGAGCAAGACAAGAUCACCGGGCGGCCUGUCACGCGCAUCGUGGACUUCAAAAAACCCACGCGCGACCUCAAGACGAGGCUGAUGGGCAAGGGCACGCGAGGGAUGGAGGACGGCGAGGCCAAGGAUCUGGCUCUGUUUGUGGAGUUCUUGGACCGGUGCUUGACCCUCAAUCCCGAGAAGCGGAUCACACCCACAGAUGCGCUGAAGCAUCCAUUCCUGGCGCGCAAGGUUUAG
Messenger RNA from Penicillium lagena, 2373 nucleotides. Its product is annotated as putative serine/threonine protein kinase (Prp4). The transcript is spliced from 3 exons. Bases 1 to 2373 code for a protein of 790 amino acids. Gene Ontology annotation, molecular function: protein serine/threonine kinase activity; ATP binding. The record is from RefSeq and is a predicted model, not a curated record. NCBI's taxonomy places the organism in Eukaryota, Fungi, Ascomycota, Eurotiomycetes, Eurotiales, Aspergillaceae. Gene Ontology annotation, biological process: peptidyl-serine phosphorylation; mRNA cis splicing, via spliceosome; peptidyl-threonine phosphorylation.